Sinocyclocheilus grahami is the source of this 3773-nucleotide messenger RNA. RefSeq names its product A disintegrin and metalloproteinase with thrombospondin motifs 8-like. Gene Ontology annotation, molecular function: zinc ion binding; metalloendopeptidase activity. Gene Ontology annotation, biological process: extracellular matrix organization; proteolysis. The record is from RefSeq and is a predicted model, not a curated record. The coding region runs from base 1 to 2121 and encodes 706 amino acids. The transcript has 9 exons. NCBI's taxonomy places the organism in Eukaryota, Metazoa, Chordata, Actinopteri, Cypriniformes, Cyprinidae.
AUGUUUUUGCACUACCUCCUGACAGUGAUGUCCAUGGCAGCACAGAUCUAUGUGCAUCCUAGCCUGAAAAAUGCUGUUAGUCUGGUGGUAGUGAAGAUGGUGAUUGUGGAGGAUGAGGAGGUGGGACCUGAGCUUUCAAGCAACGGUGGUGUUGCCCUGCGCAACUUCUGCAGGUGGCAACAACUUUUCAACCCAGGCAGUCAGAGGCAUCCUGAACACUAUGACACUGCCAUCCUGUUUACUAGAGGGGAUAUUUGCGGAUAUAAGGAUUGUGACACUCUGGGUGUAGCUGAUAUUGGCACUAUGUGUGACCCCAAAAGAAGCUGCUCAGUCAUAGAGGACAACGGCCUUCAGGCAGCUUUCACUGUGUCACAUGAACUCGGCCAUGUACUCAGCAUGCCACAUGAUGAUUCUAAAAUCUGUGAGAAGUUGUUUGGGCAUCUCAAUGGGCAUCAUAUGAUGGCUCCUUUCUUCGUUCACCUCAACAAAACUCUUCCCUGGUCCCCAUGUAGUGCACUCUACAUCACAGAGUUCUUCGACAAUGGCCACGGUGACUGUUUGCUGGAUCCACCUGAGAAGAGCAUCCCUUUACCUACCGAGCUCCCCGGCCGUAUGUUUGGUCUGGACCGGCAGUGCCAGCAAGCUUUCGGGGACGAAUAUACCCACUGUCCCAAUGCCCCUGAAGAUCAGGCGUGUGCACAGCUGUGGUGUCGAGAGGAAGGAAAGAUACAGUGCACGACCAGGAAUGGAAGCCUUCCCUGGGCUGACGGUACUCCAUGCGGGGAGGACAGGAGAUGUCGUGAGGGUUCAUGCAUGUCGAGUGCACUGGAGGAGGCGGGAGAAGAGAAGGUGCCAGUCAAUGGUGGCUGGGGAGAGUGGGGCCCUUGGGGGCCGUGUUCACGGACGUGUGGUGGGGGUGUGGAGUUUUCUCACCGCGAGUGCACUGCUCCAGUGCCACAGAACGGGGGCUCGUACUGUGUGGGACAGAGGGUCAAAUACCAGUCCUGCAAUACUCAGAUAUGCCCAGAGGACCAUGGAAAAAGCUUCAGAGAGGAGCAGUGUGAAAAGUAUAACACUGACCGUUAUUUGGACAUUCAAGGAAACAUGAAGCAGUGGAUCCCCAAAUAUUCCGGUGUCUCUCCACGAGACCGCUGCAAACUCGUCUGCCGAGCCAAAGGGAGCAAUGAAUUCAAAGUUUUUGAAGCUAAGGUCGUGGAUGGCACCACCUGUGGGCCAGACACCACAUCUAUCUGUGUUCAGGGCCAGUGCAUCAAAGCUGGUUGUGACCAGGUGAUGGGCUCCAAUGAAAAGCUGGAUAAGUGCGGUAUCUGCGGAGGUGACGGUACAAACUGUAGGAAAAUAAGCAGCUCAUUAAACAAAGCUACUAUUGGCUACACUGAUAUUGUUACCAUCCCUGCUGGGGCGACUAAUAUUGACAUAAAACAGCGCAGCCAUCGAGGCAUCGCACACGACGGUAACUACUUGGCGGUAAAGGCAGGAGACGGAACCUACAUCCUGAAUGGGAAUUUCUCAGUGUCUAUGGCAGAGCAGGACAUCCCAGUGCCUGGUGCCAUGCUUCGCUACAGCGGCUCUUCCACCACCUUGGAGCGCCUCCUCAGCUUUCACAGACUUCGGGAGCCCAUCACCAUCCAGCUGCUGUCCACCGCUGGGGACACCUCACCCCCUAGAAUCAAGUAUACUUUCUUUUUGCCGAGGGAUGUGCCUUUUAGCAAGCCUGGCACAGAGAGCAGGAUUUCGCCACAUGUCAUUUUGCCCUUUGGGGGAGCUGACUGGGUCCUGGGUGAGUGGUCCGAGUGCUCCAAGAGCUGUGGUGCUGGAUGGUCCAGGAGAAGCGUGGAGUGUAGAGAUGGGGAGGGAUCCUUGUCUUACCUCUGCGAUGCCGACCUGAGACCGGCAGACAUCCGGCCCUGUGGGGAUCUGCCCUGUCCCAUGUGGCAAAUGGGGCCGUGGUCAGCGUGCUCACGGACUUGUGGAGUCAGACAGCGCCACCGCACUGUAAUCUGCAUGGACUACACGGGCAAGGUUCUAGAGCAUGAGAAGUGCAACCCAGAUAAGAGGCCAGAGGUAGUUGUUGCGGAAUGUUUUUAUCAGGACUGCUAAAGCUGACAUUGUGUGCAGUAGUAGAGAAUGAGGAGGUGGUAGCAUCCGUAGUGACUGAGAAAAAGCUUUAGAAACAAGCUAAGAAGCUCUUGGGGAUAGAGCAUUAGAUUGGAGAUCACUUGUCAAGCAUAACCAGGACAUUUGAUAUGAGUUAUUAUCUAUAUCAUGGUUUAGUCUAAUUCUCUGUCUUUUAACCACAAAGGUAACCUCCCACGGAGAUCUACCUCAGUCAAUACAAGCUUCAUAAUAUUCACAGUUGUUUAGAGAGGAGUCCGUUGGAAAACAUUUGCACAAACCUGCUGAAAUGAGUCCAAAUUAAGGUACCUAAAGAUGGUCACAUAAAUGAUUAAAGUCAGAUCAUCCACCUUUCUAGAACUGUCCACAAUGAACUGCAUUUUAGUAUCUUUAUACAUGCUAGACUAAUUGAUUUCACACAUUUAUUUUAAUUGCCAGCCUUAUGUUUUGUAGCAUUGAGUCUGUUUCGUAUUAAUAUCUACUCCUUUUAAUACUGGUAUCACCCUCAAAGGCUUUCAGAUUUUUCAUAUGGCAACACUGGAGGAAGCAGUAUUUGGAAGUACAGUCCUUUACUAGUCUCACAAUAGCUGUAUGUGAACAACAUACACAGAUAAGAGCUGUUGGAAUAGAUACAAAUAUGCUAACUUUACCUUUAAAAUGUUGCCUGGCUAUGACUGUUGAUUUGGAUGAAUGAUUUUAGUUUGUAAUGAAGAAUCAAAGUGGAAUUGCCUUCUCUCAUACACUGUUGGUUUUUCUGUACACGAGGCAACAAGCUAUCCCAGUUUGAGAGCAACUAAGUGUGCCUUUAAUUAAUUAAUUUCUCUAUUGGCAUCCACUGGUGCACAUUACUUAAAAGGAAUCAUUUAAUAUAACCGAUACUGGCAUAUGUGAGUUUACAGGAGAAAGUAAUUUAUUGCUAAAUGUUCAUUUAGAAGUGGAUAAUUACUGUAUAUUAUUGGACACACAUGUGCCCUCAAGAUAAUGGCAAUGAUUGCUAAGACACAAAAAGAGAAAAUACAUUUCCUGUGAAGACACAUUGAGAUGCAUCUUUGCAAUCUAUAUUCUGUUAAUUUGUCCUUACUCUUCCAAGCUUUAGUUGACACUGUAUAAAUGCAUUUAAAAAUCUAUCACCCACACACCCAUUAUAAGAAAGAAGAGAAAAACUAAUCUGAAUGUUGUUAAUAAAUAGUAUUUUAUUUAAUAGGACAACUAUAGGCAAACAGUUCUAACGCAGCAGUUCUGAGCAGACAUGGCUGAUAUUUCUGAGAUUUUCCCUUUAGCCGUACGAUCACUGAUAUUUGUUGCAAGAGCCGUUUCACAUAUGGCAAAAUUACAUUUAAUUUGAUACUUGCAAACCUUCUUUGCCUGUAAUGUAAUGUAAUUGAACAGAACCUGUAAAAAAUUAAUAAAUACGAGAGAAAAGAUUUGCAUUCCAUUUGAGUCAAAAGUAUGCAAGUUUUGAAAUGGUGCAUAUUUGAAACUAAAGCAUUCUAUCCCUUCAGUGAAGGUCUGCACAAUGCUAUUGUUAUAGCUUCCUUUUACAAGCUAUUUAUUUUUCUACCUUCAACACCUAAUGUUUUUUUUUCUCGAUGCUGCUGUCUGUCUUAUACAUGAUUGAUGUAUUAAAUCAAUUAAAU